AUGAAUGGUACAUAUUUCUAUAAUUUCAAGACACCUCCAACCCUUGAAGAAUUCGAUCCACUCAAUCCUGGGGAGUGGCAGCUUGGAGCCGCUGGUAAAAUACUUCCCCGUCUUCCUGAGGGAACACGCGUAGGAAAGCUCGUUAUGGGCAAGUAUGGCUUAUACGACCCUGUGUUAAGAAAGAGGGUGGAAACUUAUUCGAAAGCUCUUCUUGAUGGAAAGAAGUCUGAGGAGGCGGGCCCGUUCGAUCGAGCAGUAUCUAAAAUGGUGAAAUUCCUAGGCACCAUCUGCUUCAUUAUGGGCAUAUAUAACCUCUUCACUCUGGCUUAUGGAAAGCUGCUUCCACCUUAUACAUACUUGAAGGAACCCAGGGACUAG
Messenger RNA from Haemonchus placei, 378 nucleotides. The record is from the annotation of a GenBank genome assembly. Lineage: Eukaryota; Metazoa; Nematoda; Chromadorea; Rhabditida; Trichostrongylidae.